Messenger RNA from Vanessa atalanta (red admiral), 2535 nucleotides. RefSeq names its product ras-related protein Rab-9B (gene Rab9). NCBI's taxonomy places the organism in Eukaryota, Metazoa, Arthropoda, Insecta, Lepidoptera, Nymphalidae. Gene Ontology annotation, cellular component: lysosome; late endosome; phagocytic vesicle. Gene Ontology annotation, biological process: retrograde transport, endosome to Golgi. Gene Ontology annotation, molecular function: GTP binding; GTPase activity. The transcript is spliced from 4 exons. The coding region runs from base 292 to 984 and encodes 230 amino acids. The record is from RefSeq and is a predicted model, not a curated record.
CUGACUGCUGUGUGGAGCGGACUGUGUAGUGAUUUUGAUUACAAGUUUAUUUUAUUUAUAUAUUACAUUAUAAACUGUAGUGACGUGUUACGUGUACGGAUUUUUUUUAUAUUUAUCGUUGUUAUUUGUAUAUCGGUCAGUGAUAUAUUAAAACUGAAUUAUCUAAAAACAUUUCCGCGUUAUACUUAUGUGGAGUCAUUAAUUAAAUAGAUCUUAGUGUGACUCAAGGCUGUACCAAUAAAAGAACCACUAAGCAGAGCUUGUGACUAUUAUGAGAAUUACAAACACAUAAUGGUUGAGGAUAAUGAUCAAAGUUACGGACGGACGGCAAACAAAAAUGUACUAUUGAAAAUAGUAAUACUAGGAGAUGGGGGUGUGGGCAAGUCGUGUUUGAUGAGUAGGUUUAUAUCGAACCACUUUGAUGACCACAACUUUCACACGAUAGGCGUCGAGUUUAUGAACAAAACUAUAGAUGUCAAUGGAAAACAAUAUACACUACAGAUAUGGGACACAGCCGGCCAGGAACGGUUCAAGUCUUUAAGGACACCAUUCUAUAGAGGGACAGAUAUCUGUAUACUGGCAUAUGCUAUAGACGAUAGAAGUUCUUUCAACAAUAUUAAGACGUGGUUAAAUGAGUUCUUACAUUAUGCUGGUGUUAAAAAUGGAAUAGAAAAGUUUCCUUUUAUCGUCGUUGGGAAUAAGUCAGACGUAUCAUCAAAAGACAGAGAGGUCUCAUUUGAUCAGCUAAAACAUUGGUGCGAUGAAAAUAAAAUAUCAACAUACGUAGAAACAUCUGCAAAGACAGACAGCAAUGUCGUUGAAGCUUUCUCGCUGUCCGUACAGAGAUGGGCAGAUUUGGAGCAGAAAGCCGAGAAGGAACUCAGGAUGUUCCACCAUCCAGAUACAGUGACACUCCAUGGUUCGAGCGCCGUAUCCAGCUUCCGAGCAACUUGCUGUUCUCGGUUUACUUCAUAUGAUUCAUAAACGAUUAUCUUAUGGAAGGUAAUUUUCUCAGAUUCAGUAUUUGAAAGACAAAUAAAUUCUAUUUUAUUUUCAUAUUAAUUCAACACAUAAUCAAAAAUAAUGCUGAAGAUCGACUUUUUUAAUCGAUUUUUAACUACUAUUAUAUAUAGUUACUUUAAAAAAACGAACAAAAUAUCACGUGACUACUAAACGCACUACUAUUGUUGUGACGUCAUAAUGUUAACCCAAGGAAUCUAAGAAGCUUUGUAACGUGAUAUGCUCUCGAAAUUUGUACGCACGUACCGUAAUACGUCUUUAGUAGAAUGAAAUAUCAACUAUAAAUUGAUAUGACUUAAUGUAGUUUAUAUAAUUAUUAAAAAAAAAACCUAAUUAAUACGAUUUUCAAAAUUAUAUUAAAGUUGAUAUUUGUCUUUAUAUAUUAUGAAAGCUUUAAUAGUUCAAUUUAUUUGUUACAUUGGAGUUAUAAUCUGUAAUGUGUGUCAUGAAUGGUUAACCACGGGCAUGUAAAUGAUAUUGUUAGUUGCAUAAUAUUUACUUGUGUUAAUAUUAUUUUAAUGUAUAUCUUACAGACUAAUGUAUAUUAAAAUGCUUGGGUUGUUCAGUCUUAUGCUCCCCUGGUACUUAUUAUUAAGGCCUGACAUUCAAUGGGACUAGUUAUUUUAAAAGUAGAUAAAUUGCUUAUCUAUUUUUAGGAUGAUUAUCUAUUUUACAUAGCAUCGAGAUUGGGGAGUCUUAGCCCAGCAUCUGUAAUUUAAACACUGUUACUUUUAAAUCUAGUUUCGUCAUUGAAUGACCUUGGCAUCAGAGGUCGUGUGAAGUAGGGUGUUUUUAAUAAGUACAUAAUCAAUAUGUACAUCGUUGAUUUAAUGAUAAAAUAUUAGCGAGUACGUUUUUUUAUUGUGCGUUAACAUGAUAGCAAUAUUUUGCUUAGUUUACGAAAUGUCCGCUAGGAGUGCUGUCGUUGGUUUCAAAGCUGUUGUUAACGGUUACUCAGGCCAUUCAAGGUACUUAUCUCGAAGAAUGCAUUUAGCUUAUCAAAAAAUAAUCAUCCGUCCUUUAAUCAUCGAUUAUGUAUAUAUAUUUUGAUAGUAAAUAUCCAUACAUAUCGUGGACUCGAGUUCAACUGACAUAUAACGUGUAAAUGAAAAUAGUUUUUAUAUUAAAAUAUUAAAUAACAGAUAAAAAAAUAUUAUCAGUAUUGCAUUGCGGUUGACAGCUGUCGAAAGAAUUGUCAAAAUAUUAGGUGAAAAAAAAGUGUUUUUUUUUUGUACAAAAUGCCUGUUCUAUAAACUGUCUCUAAUAAUGUCUCGGGUAGGUUUUAAUAAACUGCACUGUAGUGUUUAACGUGUAAUUUUGUAGAAAUAGUUCGCACAUUAUUUAAAUAGGUAUUAUAUUAGAUUUAUUUAUUCGAAACACUUUUUAUGAGUAAAGUUUCAAAGGCUUGGAUGUAUUUAAUACUUUUUGAUUAUGCUCCAUAUUUUGUAAGGCGUUGAUUAAUUUAGUUUAUAGUAACUUAUUUUUUUUUUCUACAAAUACCUUAACAUUAACAUU